Molecule: messenger RNA, 1167 nt
Organism: Aplysia californica (California sea hare)
Lineage: Eukaryota; Metazoa; Mollusca; Gastropoda; Aplysiida; Aplysiidae
Exons: 5
Coding region: 111-1028 (305 amino acids)
Source: RefSeq, a predicted model, not a curated record
AAAACACAUACUGAAACAAAAAACAAAAAAAAACCAUCUGACAAAGAGAAAGACAAAGCUCAUGACAUCUCAUUCUGGCAUAAAAAAAUAAACCAAAAACGAAAGCAAAAAUGAAAGUUAGUUACACAGUGUGCUCUUUUUCGCCAUUUCAGUUCAUUGUGCUUCAACUGGACGUGAACGCGGAGAUGACCAUGAACUUUUCCGGAAUCCCUCAACUCACCGACUACACAUUUGCGCUGAUGGCAGAGCUACGGAAGACAGAGAAAGUCCGCCUAAAUUCUGUGAGGAGGAUCGUUCUGGACGGAUGUCACCUCAUCACGGACGCUGCACUUCGCUGGAUGUCCCAGACGUUCCCAAGUUUGGAAGGGGUUAGUUUGGCGGGGUGCUACAAGAUUACAGAAGCUGGACUUGUGGCCUUGAGUAAAGGUUGCCCCAAACUGAUUUCUAACGACCUGAGCAGCACAAAUGUGAUGCUGCUACCCAGGAGUUGGUUGCCAGGCGACGGGAUGAAGAUGACGUGCUGUCCGGUUCUCUAUCCUGUGGAAGGAGACGAGAGGAAGAAACUGAAAGCGGAACCCGUCAAGGCAGAGUCCAGUGACCUUGUCCAGGUGUGUAUUCUGCGCAAGCCAAGCCACACCUGCAGUCUUCUGCACGCCAUCAGAGACGAGAAACAGACACCGUCGCCCUCGCAGCUCGCUGUGGAGCACAACGUCGCACUGACCUCUGACCUCAAGGCCGCGGUGCUGGAAGCUCCACAGUCUCUGUUUAAGUUGCUGGUGACAGAUCGCACCGUGGUCGUCCUCCCCUCUGAGCUUAAGGACAAGAGCAAAAUCCACGAAGAGGCGGCCACUGCAGCCGGGCUCAUUAUCGAGGUUCUUGGUGAGCACCCACACACCCAGUUUGUUCUCGCAGGAUGCAGCACCGAUGCUGCAGGCAUUGUUCCCACCGACCUGGUCCGAGCUGAGCUGGAGCAAUAUCUGAAGAAACUGGCCACCCUCAUCAACGAGACGAAUUAUCCUCUUGUGUAAGUGUAAAGAUGAGAUGGGGUGAGAUGAGGCGAGGCGAGGUGAGGCGAGGUGAGGCGAGGUGAGCCUAGAUGAGAUGUUGUCAGAUGAGACAAGAUAGGAAUAAUCUUUAUUGUCCAGCCACUGUCAUACUGGUUUGGUG